Seminavis robusta is the source of this 3065-nucleotide messenger RNA. The record is from the annotation of a GenBank genome assembly. Lineage: Eukaryota; Bacillariophyta; Bacillariophyceae; Naviculales; Naviculaceae.
CCAGUCCUGGUUUAAAGCAGGACUUAGCCAAUGCCAGUUUCCGAUCAAGGCGGUGACGCAUUUUUCCGACUCCUCCAUUUCAAGAAAAGCACUCGGCACACACCAAACAUCAAAAAAGCAAGACCAGCGGAAGCUAGCUAAGCUUGCAGGGAAGCUUGCAGCGGAAGCUUGCUGUGUAAACAUAUAAGUUAGUAUUAGAUCAAGUCGACCAUGGGCAACGCUCACCCCAAGAAGCAGCGUUCUCCUCGGCCGAAGCGACGGCAUUCGAUGCCCGCUCGUUCGAGCACAGAUGAUCAACUGAAGGAAGGCAGCAGUAGCAUCAAUCCGGGCGAUUUGGUGGAUGCCCGUCAACGAGAAGUCCCUGCCAUGGAUCAAUCGUCCUCGCAUUUCCAUGACUCUUCUACGUCGCAUUUUUCCGUUGACCCGAUGGCCGCCAUGGUGGCGCAUCAUAUGAAAAUCAAAGAUCCUCGAAGUCAAAUGUUUCAAUCAAAACAACAGCAACAGCAAGAAGAAAAACGCGAAGAAUGCGUCGACGAGAGUUACCGAUUGCCGGGGUUGGCCGCUCCGCUCGAAGAUUCGUUGGUCUUUGACGAACUGGACCAAGAUGUCAGUUCGGCCAUGAGUUUCUACGAAGAAUCCGCCAAGAGUGAAAUGCUGUCGACGCCAAGACCACAACAAUCUUCCGCCUUGUUGGGAGCGUUUGACGAAUCGGCCGUUUCCAUUGAUCCAUUUGGAGGAGCUCUCGACAAUCAUAAUAAUCCACAGCGGCAGAGUCAUUAUCCGCUCAAACGACCGUCCACGCGUCUCGAAAAUCAUCAUCACCAUCAUCAUCACCAUCAUCCGAAUAAUAGCAACAGUAGUGGUAUGAACGCCAGUCAACGGCGACCGAGCCACGCCAUGAAAGACAAGAGUCAUCGAACCAACAACAAUAAUUCCAAUUCCAAAAACAAACAACGCAAAACCGACACACGACGGCGAGCAUCUAUAGGCAGCAGCGCGUACGUCCAGGCCGAUUCUCUACUCAACAAUUUGGAAGAAGUCGAAGAUUUUCUCAAACAAUUGCAAAAAAAGGAUCCCGAAGUACGACAACGAGUUCUCAUGGAAUCUCUGCAGCGACAAGCGGGAAUGAGUGAAUCCUCGUCGCGAUUGUUCAGUGCGGCGGCCAUGAACAACAAUAGCAACAAUAAUUCCUCUCGAUCGAUUUCCUCCAGUCACUUGAAUGGCAAUGGCAAUAGCAGUCGACGCAUGUCUUCGGCGUCCGUACAAGACACGAGCAAACGACGGAGCAGCAGCAAACGACGCGACAGCAAGAUCAAUGCCAACAACAAUGCCAACAACAACGAAUCGUUUACGGCGUCCCAAGCCGCACUCAGCAUGUCGGCAUCUAGUGGUCUCGAUCGACGACGGGCUUCUGGGAUUGAGAAGAAUGAAGCCAGCAAGAACCACGGAUCCUGGAAUGGCAAUGCCAGUCAAGCCAUGUUCCUCGUUCACAACAAUAAUGAAGCAUUGCCCACACUCAUGGAACAACAAUCGGCACAUCAUCGACAUCCACAAUUCCAACAAAAACCAAUGCGCAGCAAACAAAAUGGAAAAUACCGUAGGGCCAGUGCGGGAGAUUCCAUCCGUCACUUGACUUCCACUCCGGAAGGCCGACGACGAUCGUCCUCGGAUGCCUCCACGAUGCCGUCUCUGACGCCCAUGAACAAUAAUGGAAAUGACGACGUUGUUGUGGACAACCACCACAACCACGAACCGCCGGAACAAGAACAACAAAAACAAAAAAGGGGCGCCUUGAAAAAAUCCAUUUCCUCCACCGCCCUCAAAAACAACCCCAACCACAAAUCCUCUGCCAAAAACUCCUUUAUCAAAAAAUCCUCCUCGGCUGGGUCGUUCUUGUCGGCCGGAUUCAAACGAUUGGCCAAAGAUAGUUCUCGUCGCCAUUUGGAAGAUGCCAGCAAAUUGACCGCUUCUCGACGACGGCGGGGACGAACCACGGCGGACGAAACCGAUGGCGGCAGUCGAAGUUCCAGCAAAAGCAGUCGCAAAAAUCACAUGUGGCGGAGUAGCAAAAACAAGGACAAAGACCGCAGUAGUAAGAGUCCCAAACAAAAUGGCAAAAAAGCGCACACGGUUGGAGAAUACACACCCUCCAAGUAUCAUCACAGCAAGAGUCCCAAACGCAAGAAAAAUGGAGAGAAACGACGAGCUUCCAUGGACAAUUCGUCGUCGGCGCGUGUCCAAAAUGGACGAUCCAUGGACCAGUCCUCCUCCAACAAUCAUCAUCAUCAUCAUCAUCGCAAGAAUAAUAGACGAGCUUCCAUGGACAAUGCAUCGAUCAACAAUCCUCACCACCGUCAGGGCCGCCGCGCGACCAUUGACAACACUUCCACGGAUACUUCUACCAAACAUCAACAUCGCGGUCCUCGAAUGGACAAUUCGUCAUCGUCCAACAACAGCAAUCGCCGACGAUUCCGGGGAAGUGCCCCAUCGGGAGCGGCGCCACAGAUGGAGGAAUUGUACCCCGACGAGAAUCAUCAGCCUGUCAGUGACCCCAAGAAACGGGCUCACCGUCGAAGAAAGUCUUUGACGGCUUGGAUUGGGUUCUGAUUUGAGCAGCUAGCUAGAAGAGAGCCAGCACAAUCAACUAUCUGGUCACAUACGAACGGCAAUCACCAGCAAAAUGCCAUGAACGAACAAUGAAAAUUUGGCCCAACAAAGAAACGCACUGUUUUUUUUGUUUGGUGGUGAUCCCGGCGGUGCGGAUGGUGCCGGUUCAGGCUACGAACGCACACACAGAUUCGGCCGGUGCAUGGCAAGCACACAGCAUCUUGAAAAUUGAAAGAAGGAUCGAGAAAAAGAUGAUACCGGUAGAUGAGUUUUCUAGCUGUUCCCCGCCACCCUUGGUUUGAACUCCGCGGCGGUGCUAGACUACAGAAGCCCCGCAACCAGCCAAGAAUGUACAUAAGCAAGGCUGAAGGAACCCAAUAAUCUGAAGAAUAGACUUUAAAAAAUCAAGCUUAAUCUAUCAUGAGUUCCGACGAACUCAGAUGACAUUCUUGUGCCAU